This is a messenger RNA of Drosophila ficusphila, 3401 nucleotides long. RefSeq names its product inositol polyphosphate 5-phosphatase E (gene INPP5E). Gene Ontology annotation, molecular function: phosphatase activity. Lineage: Eukaryota; Metazoa; Arthropoda; Insecta; Diptera; Drosophilidae. Bases 420 to 2663 code for a protein of 747 amino acids. Gene Ontology annotation, biological process: phosphatidylinositol dephosphorylation. The record is from RefSeq and is a predicted model, not a curated record. The transcript is spliced from 5 exons.
CACCCCUAAAUCGCAGUUCCCACGGCACGGGCCGCACUUGUUCCUACUUUUCUGUGUAAACAACAUCCAGAAGCGCUCUCGCGCAAAAAGGAAACCCUAUUGGCCAGCAGGUGAGCCCGCACACGCAAUCCCCGCCAGUCAACCCAAUUAGCCUGAUUUCGUGUACGUCAUCGUUGGGCCCAAAAUAAUUUGCAUUGCGACCAGCCAAAUCAACGGACCAAAGUCGCAUUUGCAUUGUUUCGAUGACGUCCGCCUUUACUAUUUAUAUGGCCAGCGGCCAGAGGCCAUAGCACAAUGAGCUGUUUCGGAGAGAUCUCUGUCAGAUUAGCGCAAAUUAACUUGACAAAAGGCGCGCAUGAUGACCACUUAGCACCUUAGAUGAUAGACUCGUUUCGGUUUCGGUUUUGACUAAAGCAAACAUGCAGCACAGCAGCGCGGGAAGCGAGGAGCGGAUUACCAGUUCCACCAGCAGCCCAAGGUCUGGGCACAAAUCCGCUGGCACUUUGUUCGGUUUGCUGAGCAAACGACCCAGUAAAGUAGAGCCACAUCCCGUGACCCCCGAAUCUCCGAGACUCCAACAGAGACCUGUGUCCGCCUGCGGACAGUAUGAUGUGAGCUUUGCCAAGUGCAAUGCGGAAACCGCAGGAAACCACGUGAACAACAAUGGCAGCACCCACAAAAGCCAAACCCUGCCUUUGGAAAAGUCGCACAGCGGUCUGAUCAGCUUCCACAGGCGCGCCAAGCCGAGUUCUUCGAAAGGAAAGAAUCACUCGCAUCGCCACAGCACCGAUGCGGGUUCCCAGAGCGAUGGAGGAGCCGAUGUGGUAAUGCGGCACAAGUCCCCCAAACAUCGUUCACCAAAUCACAACAGAUUUAGCCACCAGUUCAGUCUGUGCUGCAAGGCGGAAAAGAAACCGAUGACGCCGCCGGUCACCGUGCGUUACAACUCCAUACCGGAUAGCAACAGUGUGCUGAGGCGCGAUAACCUCUCGCUCAGCUUGAGCAUGGUGGACAACAACUCAGUGUCGCUGCACUCCAGCGAGGGAUCGUCCCAUCGACCGCGUCCGUCCAGCGAGUGCGCCAGUGCCCCGGAAUCGCCGGUGGCCAGCAAAACCUUCUUCGCCCAAUGCAGUCCGGCAGCAGCCAACGCUUCGGUGGUGCGGAGCGAAAGCCUACAGCAUCGGUCGCCCAUUAGACCCAUGGCAGUGUCCGCCUGUCGUUCGCGACUGCGCUUAAAGCUGUAUCCACCCGGUCAGGAGUUGCCGCCUCUGCAGGCAGCCGAGGAGCCGGGAGACAUUAAAAGAGCCACUACGCCGCAACAUAUGUCCUCGCCCAAUAUUGCUACCCAACCAGAUGGAGUUGACCACAUGCAGGAGGAGCCUGGUGUGCGGUUUAUGUCUCACGAGAAUAUGACCCUCCAACGACAAGGAUCGGGAUCCAAUCUGGCGCGUCAAACUCUAAUGGCAGCACAUGCAUUGAAUCUCAUCCCGGCGGAGAAAGCCAGGGAACGAAGCUAUCUGGAUGGCAGACUGGGAUCGUCUUCCCUGCUGGGACCCAGUGAGCUAAGUCGCGUGUUGCCCCAAAAGGAGGUCACUAUUUUCGUAGGCACAUGGAACAUGAACGGGCACAGUCCACCCAAGCAACUGAACGACUUUGUGCUGCCGCCCAAUGUGGAGCACGUUCCAGACAUUGUGGUAAUGGGCACACAAGAAUCAAGCCCAGAUCGGUUUGACUGGGAAGUCACCAUACAGGAGACCCUGGGACCUUCCCAUGUGCUUUUCCACGCCACGACUCUAGGCACUCUUCAUCUGGCUGUGUACAUGCGGCGGGAUCUGAUCUGGUACUGCUCCGUUCCCGAGGAUGCCUCCAUGUCGGUGCGCACGGGAUCGGCCUUUCGGACCAAAGGAGCCGUGGCCAUAUCCUUUUGCCUGUUUGGCACUUCCAUGCUGUUCGUGACCUCGCAUUUAACAGCGCAUCAGCAGAAGGUUAAAGAGCGCGUUUCGGAUGUGAAGCGGAUUAUCAAUGCCCUGGACUUGCCCCGAAAUUUGCCCAAUCAGCGGCAUAAGAACAAAGAUGUCACCCAGAACUUUGACAACGUAUUUUGGUGCGGUGACCUGAACUUUCGGCUGGGCGAGCCCCGCGAAAAGUUGCUGGAGUGGAUUCAGAACACAAAGUUUCCUUUGCCGUCGCACUUGCCCCACGGCUACAUGCACACGGAUCAGUUGACUUCUGUUCUGGCGGAUGGCGCCGCCUUCCGAGGAUUCAUGGAGGCCAACAUCACAUUUCCACCCACUUAUAAAUACGAUCCCAACAGCCAGAACUUUGACACAUCCUCGAAGCAGCGAGCGCCCGCUUAUACGGAUCGGAUUCUCUAUAAAUAUCGCCAAAUGCAGGGCUUAGUCAUCCGACGACAGACUAUUGUGCCCGGUGUGUCCACGCCCACGCAGCCAUAUGUCCAGUGCCUGUUGUACGAUUCGGUGCCGUCUAUAACCACCUCGGAUCACAAGCCUGUGUGGGCGCUCUUCCGAACACUAAUUCGGGCUGGAACCGAUGCAAUUCCCCUCGCUGCUGGCCUUUUUAGUCGUGACAUUUAUUUGGAGGGAAUGCGUCGGCGCUUGAAUAACCAAUAUACCGGCGCCUCGGCCGUAUGUGUGCUUCAGUAAACCACUGAGAUGCUAACCAAAGCUAGGAAUAGUAGUCUUUUAAGCUGGCUUCCUUUUAGCCACCCACCCACUGUGGAAUCUGUUUAGUCAUUUACUCGAAUCUCAAAGUGCUAGUCAAAGCUUUCCUACGGUUGUGUGACGCCUUUGUAUUAACCCGAUUAGAUUGUUAUCUAGUGCGCUGUCGGAGAGCCGAAUUAACGAUUUAACUAUGACUUACCCUGCGAUGCUGCGGUAGUUCUUAGGCGCUGCCUUUUGCCUUGUGGCCUUAGUCGUAAUACGUUCCUUAUGAGAUUACUGAAUACAUACUCGAGCAACAAAUAUGUACCUCUACUCUGAAGCACAAGCUUAGUCCGUAGUUAAACUAAAUUUGUUAGUUAAAGUUUAGUCAAAUAUUGAAAUGAAAUCCAAAUAAUAAUUACUUCGAAUGUGUAAUCUAAAUUAGCAGUAAAUAUACUUUAUGAAUCUGGCGAGAGAGCUUUACUAACUGUUGAAAUACUUUACUAUUUAUUGUUAGCUUUAUUAUUUAAUUCUUAUUUAGUUUUUAUAAGAGUUAUUGUUGAAUUAUGUACAGUGAAGUUGAAUUUUUUUAUAAUUUGCGAAUCUAAUGAAGUUUUUAAUUUGUUUUAAGUAAGUGUUUGCAAACCAAAUGAAGUUUUUAAUUUGUUUUAAGUAAGUGUUAAGUUUUGUUUACUUUCAUUAAACGAUUGAACGGCUGAGUUUCACGGUUCCUUACUUAAA